UGCAUGUUUCGCGAGUCAAUUCAAUUAAAGAGUGAAAGUCAGACAAGGGCGAGCGCGUCAUAACUCGCGUCGAGCCUAGAAAUAAGUUCUACUUCACUUUCCCGAAAAAAAAUAAUAAUAGCAUUCCUUUAUUAAACCUUUUCACAACAUCUCAAACAUCCGACUUGAUCCUUUUGGAUGUACUCUACAUUCAACUAACAUGUCAGAUAUUCGCUCAUUCUUUGGGCCCAAGGGCGGCGCGGCAGCCCCAAAGCCAAAGCCAGCUCCGAAGAAAGUAGAAGACGAAUCUUCAAAGAGACGUACCAAAGCUCGAAAGGUUGUGCAUGAUAGUGAAGAUGACGACGACAAUGCUGGUGCUGUCGAGACGAAGAAGCCAGCAACACGAUCUUCUCCCAGGAAGAAGGUAGCCACUGAGAAAGCCCAAGGAACUGCUACUACAGCUAGUGAAUAUUUCGCAUCGAGCAAAUCGAAGACUCAACCAGCUACAAAACCCGAGCCGCCAAAAACACAGUCUAAACCAAAAGUUGAGGUACGAUCAAGUCCUAGGACUAAGAAGACUGUAGUGAAGGAUGUUACGACUACAACCAAGAAACCGGAAACCUCAUCAAAGAACCGCUCUUCCACAGCGUUCAAGCGGUACGACUUAGAUGAUGACGAUGAUGCCUUCAUGGAUGAUGAAGAUGCUGGAGAUGAUAUUUUCACUGCUGAUGCGAAGAGCCGUAAUAAGAGAAAAAAUGAUGAUUACGUUGAGGAAGAGAGUGAAGAAGAAUUCCUCCCCAAACCCAAACGGAUUGCUUCUCGUAGCAAGCCAGCCGAGAAUGAGAAAGCUCCCGCAGUAAAGAAGAGGAAGACACCCGAGGCCGCCUUAAGCGAGGAAGAGGAGGACGAUGACGAAGAACUGCCGUCUCGUAAGAAGCCAGUAACAAAGAAGCCAAGAGCCCCGAGAGCCAAAAAGACAGAUGAACCAGAAGAUCAAGAGAUCCAGGCAAUAUUGGACGAUAUUCCCAUGGUCAGACCUCCAACACCACCAGCAAAGGAUCCGGACGCCAAAUUUGACUGGAGAAAAGCGGCCGCUGGGGGAGGAAAUUCCGGCCCGCCACCGAACCCAACUGCAGAACUACCCGAAGGAGAAGAGGAUUGUCUUGCAGGCCUGACGUUUGUCUUCACUGGACAGCUGAUCUCGAUUGCACGCGAGGAUGCCCAGGCUCUAGUGAAACGAUACGGUGGGAAAAUCACUGGUGCUCCAAGUAGUAAAACUAGCUAUGUUGUUCUCGGCCAAGACGCCGGACCCAGCAAACUGGCUAAGAUUCGCCAGCAUGGCAUUAAGACUAUCAAUGAAGAAGGAUUGUUUCAACUCAUUCGCCGACUUCCUGCCGCCGGCGGGGGCAGUAAAGGCGCCGAAAAGCUUCGGGAAAAGAAAAAACUGGAGGAAGAGAAGAUUAAGGAGCAAGCCGCUGAGAUGGAACGAGAGGAGAAGGCCCGGAAAGCAGAAGCUGAAAAAUCACGAAAAGCUGCUGUCGCACGUGGCGCUGCUGGCCCCUCGCCGGCCCCAGCUCCGCUUUCUCAGCUGUGGACGGUGAAGUAUGCCCCGACUCAACCAAGUCACAUCUGUGGAAACAAGGCCGCCGUUGAAAAGAUCCAAAGCUGGCUGAGGAAUUGGCCAAAAUCCCGCAAAUUCAACUUCCAAAAAAGAGGAGCAGACGGAAUGGGUGGUGCCCGUGCCAUCAUUGUUUCCGGUCCUCCGGGUAUUGGUAAGACGACAGCAGCGCAUCUUGCUGCUAGGCUAGAAGGUUACGAUGUUCUAGAGAGUAACGCCAGUGACUCGCGCAGUAAAAAACUUGUGGAGUCUGGCGUUAGCGAAGUCUUGAACAAUACGUCUCUCAAUGGCUUCUUCGCUGGCGAAGGCAAGAAGGUGGACCAAGACAAGAAGAAAAUUGUACUUGUCAUGGACGAAGUCGAUGGUAUGUCUGCUGGUGAUCGUGGAGGCGUAGGUGCUCUUGCGAAGUUUUGCAAAAAAACAGAAGUGCCUCUUAUUCUGAUUUGUAACGAGCGGAAACUACCAAAGAUGAAGCCGUUCGACUUUGUGACGUUUGAUGUCAAGUUUCAACGACCAACAGUCGACCAGAUUCGCUCACGAAUGAUGACAGUCUGCCAUCGAGAGGGAAUGAAAUUAUCUCCACAGGUCCUCGAUGCCCUGAUCGAAGGCAGCAAUCGGGAUAUCAGACAGAUCAUCAACAUGCUAUCCACGGUCAAGCUUGACCAAUCCUCUAUGGACUUUGACCAGAGCAAAAGCAUGUCAAAAGCAUGGGAGAAGUCAAUAGUACUGAAGCCGUGGGAUAUUUGCCAGAAAAUGCUCGGUGGCGGGCUUUUCUCUCCCGCAAGCAAAGCAACCUUGAAUGACAAGAUCGAGCUCUACUUCAAUGACCAUGAAUUCAGCUAUCUGAUGAUACAAGAGAACUACUUGCGGACUAAGCCGGCGGCUUUAAGCAAUAACCAGUACAACAAGCGAGAACAGAACCUCAAGGCUCUGGAAAUGAUCGAUAAGGCGGCAGAGAGUAUUAGCGAUGGCGACUUGGUAGAUCGGAUGAUUCAUGGUCCACAGCAGCAUUGGAGUUUAAUGCCAACUCACGCAAUAUUCAGUACAGUCCGGCCAGCUAGCUUUGUGGCUGGUCAGCUAAUAGGGUCAAACUUUACCUCUUGGCUUGGUAACAAUAGCAAGUACGGCAAGCUGGGUCGAUAUAUUCGCGAAGUCCACUCGCACAUGCGGCUCAGGUCUUCUGGGGAUCAUCACGAAAUUCGUCAGCAAUACCUGCCAGUACUCUGGACGCAGCUCAUCAAGAGACUUGCCGACGAAGGCAAGGAAUCUGUCGAGGAAGUUAUUGAGCUCAUGGAUAGCUAUUAUCUCACGAGAGAGGAUUUUGAUUUGAUCAAGGAACUCGGCGUUGGUCCGCAGGAUGAAGAACGUGUCAGCAUCGAUACUCAGACCAAGUCUACCUUUACUAGGCUGUAUAAUGCGAAAUCCCACCCCAUUCCUUUCAUAAAAGCUAGUACUAUAACAGCGCCGAAGAUGACUUCGAGGGACAAGCCAGACCUCGAGGAGGCAAUCGAAGAGGAAGAUGACGAAGCAGUGGAGGCUGUUGAAGCUGCUGACGAGGAUGAGGAUGUGGAUAUUGAGAAGGAUAAAUACAUCAAGAAGCCAAAGGCCAAGAGUGUAAAGAAGAGUAGCAAGAAAGCUGUGAAAGGGGGCGACGAGAGUGAAGAUGUGCAGCCAACAAAGAGCCGUAAAGGCAAGGCAGGUGCGGCCAAGGGCAAGGCCAAAAAAUAAUGUGUGUACCUACUAUGCACGGACACGACAAGGUUCUUACAGCAUGAAAGGAAGUUGCCUUUCUAUGCCUCGACGUACCUUAGUUAUCAUAAUGCUAAGAAACAGUUACCUGUAUGGUUAGGCUUUGGGGAAGUGGAUGAAUAAUAGUGAAGACAUUAUGAAGGUUGUAAUAGGUAUAGAGGUAGAGGUAAACGUACGCAGGUAUUUUAGAAUUCAAACUUAUGAUUCAGGGGU
Hypoxylon fragiforme is the source of this 3559-nucleotide messenger RNA. RefSeq names its product replication factor RFC1 C terminal domain-containing protein. The transcript is spliced from 5 exons. Gene Ontology annotation, molecular function: DNA clamp loader activity; DNA binding; ATP binding. Gene Ontology annotation, biological process: DNA replication; DNA repair. The record is from RefSeq and is a predicted model, not a curated record. NCBI's taxonomy places the organism in Eukaryota, Fungi, Ascomycota, Sordariomycetes, Xylariales, Hypoxylaceae. Gene Ontology annotation, cellular component: nucleus; DNA replication factor C complex. Bases 200 to 3325 code for a protein of 1041 amino acids.